Molecule: messenger RNA, 1067 nt
Organism: Pantherophis guttatus
Lineage: Eukaryota; Metazoa; Chordata; Lepidosauria; Squamata; Colubridae
Gene: BAD
Product: BCL2 associated agonist of cell death
Biological process (GO): apoptotic process
Source: RefSeq, a predicted model, not a curated record
CCGCUCCUGAUUGGUCCCCGCCGGUGGCAGUUCUUUAUCGCCUUGGCGACUCCGGCUGGGCUGGCGGCUCGCGGUAAACAGGAGGAAGGGCGCAGAGGCAGCGCUCCGUCCCCGCAGGCAGGCAGUCUACUACCUCCAAGCCUUCUGGAAAACCCAGAGUCAAGAGGCAGGGGCAAUGACAGCCCCCUGACCAUGUUCCAGAUUUCCGAAUUUCAAGAUGAAACUUUCUCCACGAGUGAAAAGGACCCCGCGGAUCUCAAGCUGAGUGUCGGGGGGGCCAAGGAUCUGAACAGCCCCUCUCAUGAAAACCCAGAACUGAGGCGCCGCAUUGGGUCCGACCAACUCGAUUCGGAAACCUCCGAUGAGGUGGGGGCUUUCCGGGCCCGCUCCCGCUCCGCCCCUCCCAUUUUGUGGGCCGCGCAGCGAUACGGCCGAGAAUUACGCAGGAUGAGCGAUGAAUUUCACGGCGCCCUGCAGAAGCUUCCGCGCCCGAAAAGCGCCGGGACCUGUUCCCACAUGGACCACCCUCCCAGCUGGAAGGACACUCUGCGGUCGUGGUGGCGCCGAAGUUGCCCGGAGAACGGACCUUCCGGUUCUUAACCGGGUUUUGCUGCUGCUACUACCUGUUACGGGGAUUGGGAGGGUGGGGUGGGGUGGGAGGGAGAAACUUGGUGGGGUUUCGACCGUACGCUUUUUCCUCUGUGGUAUCUCAAAAUUAUUCCGGGUACCGAAUUCGUUCCCUAACAUUCCCAUUCUUUACGCCACUAACAAGAAGUUUACACCGGAUCUGACAUUAUGGCACCAUCCAGAUUUUUACCCUCUGCCCGUUUAACCCUUGAUUAAAUUCCGGGGAUAUUUUCCCCCCCUUCCCCAAUAUCCAACACCCCUAAUUUUCCACGGUCCCCCAUCCACUCCAGAAAAUCAAGGCAAAUACCCGUUUUUUAACAAGGAAACAAAAAAACCCUAAAUUUUUUCUCACCUUCACUCUGUGUAUUGUUGCUGUUUAUUUGUCUUAAUUCCUAAAGAAACAAAAAAUGUAUAUAAAGGUUGUUAUUUCUGGCUUCUCA